Molecule: messenger RNA, 7534 nt
Organism: Nematostella vectensis (starlet sea anemone)
Lineage: Eukaryota; Metazoa; Cnidaria; Anthozoa; Actiniaria; Edwardsiidae
Exons: 6
Coding region: 3473-5029 (518 amino acids)
Source: RefSeq, a predicted model, not a curated record
CCGGGAUCAGUUGGGGAACUUUUGGGGAUCGUUUCGGGUCCUGGGAUCAUUUCGGGUCCUGUACAGGCCGCUGAUGAAGAGCUAAGCAGAAACCGAGGUGCACGUGGAGACUACUGUGGUCGUGGUGGAAGUCGUGGGAUCCAACAACGUGGUUAAACAAAUCAUGUUGAAAACCAAGACUACUCAAGCGACAGCAGUUAGUUUGACAGAAGACAAGAAAAACGUACAUGCUGUUUCUGAUGAGCCAGUAGUACCAAUGGAAUCAGGAAGGAUGCACUAAUUGACUCUGGCUCUGUCGCUCUCUCGCCUUUGCGCUCCGUGGAAAAGUCACCACUAAAGUAGAAAAGCCCAUAGAGAAAGACAUAGUAGAAGGGUUGAGGGCCCCACCUUCUGGGUUAGUCCCAUAGUUAUUGCACCCUAACCGUCAGGAGACAUCCGCCUAUGUGUGGACAUGCGUCGUGCUAAUGACGCGAUCAUCAGAGAAGGAUUCUCAAAGCAACAAUAGAUGAAGUCUUAGGGCCCGGUCUCACUAGCAGGAUGUUCAGGACAUCUCUGUUUAGAUAAGCUCAAAAACUGACAGAUGUCCGUGACAUGUUACGAAGCCAAGUGCGGCCUAUGUUUUUACGCAACACAACAAAUUGGACGGCGGGACAAAACAUCAAGGAGCCGAUGUCCUGCCCCAGGGCAGGACAUCUACCUGAUAUAGGGGGAAUUCUGUUUUUUUUUUAUUCUUAUCGCGCAAAGAACGUCACUCACACGAAAAACGUAAAUGGUCUCAAAUAGCAACCUUCGAUUCGCCUUCAAAGCUAGAGGUGAAUCCCUACAGAAAUCCCUUAUUUCCAACAAUCUGGCGGCGUGAGGAACGGUCAAUUCUAAGCCAAACAUGUACGUCUUCGCUUUCGGUGCAUAAUACACAACUACAUUUGCAAUUAACUGAGUAACAGUAACAGCUAUGUAUCCGACUAACGCAGCACGAUGUAUAGGUACAUCCAAACGAAAAGCAGCAGAUUUUUUUCUAUUCAUGACUUAAUAUGCAGACGUGCAGUAUGCAGAGAGUAUUUGCUCUUCAAAUCUCCCGCGCGCGAAGGAAACGCAGAUGAAUGACAUACGAUGUUAUUUUUAGGGCUCGUGAUCCACAGAUGUUGCAACCAGUGCGACCUUAAGAAUGUCUGAUAGUGCGUAGAUGUCACGGUACAAACUUGUACACCUAAAUGUCCCUGACAUCUCCUGAACAUGUUGCUAGUGCGACCGGGCCCUUAGAUAAUAUCAAUGGGAGUACCAUGUUUUCAAAACUCCAUCUGCGCCUAGGACAGAGUUAGAUGAAGGAGCGCGGUAUAUAACAACUAUCGCUUCUCACGAUGGGCUAUUCCUUUACAAAAGGUUAAUGUUUGGAGUAAUUUCAGCCCCGGAGAAAUAUCAGCAGAUAGAAAGGCAAGUACUUGCAGGGAUCGAAGGGGUUCAGAACAUAGCAGAUGACUUAGUAGUACAUUGUAAAGACAAAGAAGACCAUGACAGGAACCUAGAAAAUGUAAUCAGACGGCUGGGCAGAGAAACUUACCCUGGAUUCAGAUAAAUGUUCCUUUAGAAUGAACAAAGUCGUUUUCAUGGGUCUGCUGUUGUCUAAGUAUGGAAUCGGUCCUACCAGUGAGAGAGUUGGAGCAGUGCUAGAAGCGACCCCACCGACUUCUGGUUGGGUUCAUUUCGUGUUCCAUUCCCAAUUUUGCCACUAUUGCAGAACAACUUAGAGCAGUUACAAGACAAUAGGCACCCUUUUAGUGGGAGGGAGAACAACAAAAUGCUUUUGAGUUUCUAAAGAAAGCCCUAGUUGAUGCUCCAGUGUCGGUCUACUUUUAUAGAGAUGCUCACACAAGUGUAGUACCGAUGCCAGCCCAGUCGGACUCGGAGCUGUGCUUAUCCAGGAAAAGGACGGUGUUAGCAGAGCAGUAUGUUAUGCAAGUGGCAGCCUAUGCGACGUUGAAAGGCGCUAUAGUCAAACGGAGAAAGAAGCAUUAUCCAUCGUGUGGGGGUUUGAGAGGUUUAAUCUGUAUCACCAAGGGCUAGAGACUUUUGACCUUGUCACUGACCAUGAGCCAUUGAAGAUUAUUUAUUCCAGCAGAUCUUAGCCAUCAGAACGCAUCGAAAGAAGUGUUCUGCGUCUCCAACCUUACAACUACAGAGUGCGCUACGUAACGUCGACAACAUAGCAGAUGCCCUUUCUCGGUUGUCCAAGCAAGUGCCUACUAAGAGAUACCGACAUGAUGAUGAACAUGUGCGUGCAGUUACUUUGAAAGCAGUAAAAUAGGUAGAGAAAGCUUCUUCUAUUGAGGAUGUGGAACUACAAGCAGUGAGGAAGUGCUUGUUAAGCGGAAACUGGACUGAUGCUCCCAAACAGUACCUACCCGUCAGGAACGAGUUGACAUACCUUUGGCACGUCAUCCUGCGUGGAACCAAAAUUGUGAUACCGACAGUCGUAAGGAAGAGAGUUGCAGAGCUUGCACAUCAAGCAUUGUAAAGUAUUGCCAGAAAUAUUGAACCACGCGCAUGCGCGCUAAUAACCAGAAGUUGAACUAACGGCUUUCAAGAAACAACGAAGUUUGUUAAGAAAUGACUUACGCAUAACCCUAAAACGAAUUUUUAACCGUAUCCUCAUGUGAAAAUGAAAAAACCUGCAUCGGAAUCGUAUUUUUCAAAGAUUUAACAUAACAGAUAUAGAAUAAUGUUCGACACAUAAUGAAAAAAUAGUUCGGUUUUGUAGGUUUUAAAAAUAGCGUUUUCAUUGUGUUGUUCGCUAAAUGCAUCUGAAUAAAAUAACGUAAAUUUGUCUCAGAUACCCUUGAAAUAAAACCUAGCACUCAGUAAUAAUAUCUCUUGGCUCAAAACCUGCAUCGGAAUCAUAAUAAAGACAUGUUUACCUUGAGUCUUCAUCGAGAAGAUUGUCUUUACCGCUUCAUCGUAAUUCGGUUUUUGCGAUAUAAAACGCAUGAUUUCCACAUCUCCCUUGAAGUUUUGUUCGUAGUUUCCUGACAUUCGAAUGACAAGUCGAACGUUUGUCGAGAAAGUUGAAGCAUUUUAUCGCGCGCCAUCUCUUUGAAAACUGGCUGUUGAUGUUGCUACGAAUUGUCUAAGACUGCUGGGAGCCCUGUAUAGCUAAAGGCCGUCCCUCUCCAGGCUUUAUCUGUCAAUCAUUUUGAAAUUUAGCGGGAAUUUCAUUGGCAGGUAGUUCAUGAAUGAAGUUGUAGUUUCAUCGUAGUACGCGCGUAGAAAAAAAUACUACGCAAUGUAUACAGUUUAUAAUGACUGAGUAAUCAAAGAAAUGGCGACGUAACGAGGAAACAAAAACGCCAGUCGGUAGGUUUUCAUUCUGACAACACACUAUGUCGGAUAUAUUACAAAGGACGGAUCCAUUCUUCGAGUUUUUUACUGACGGAAAGUGACUCCAGGUACGAGCACAAGCAACGCCUUGCAGAAAACGAUGCGACCCCUCCUUGCUGGCUGGUAUUUAAUCAAAACGAAGGACAUUCGGUACAUCGACCUGCUACACAAGUCUAUAGGGGCCACUCUGAAGAUCAGUUCAAAAAGCGUCUUACUUGAAAAAAGAUUGGACGAUCUAUGCAGGAGAAGUUCGGCACAGAAAAAGAAACUAAACGUACGGGGAUCGGUGAAACAGCGCUUGGACUUUUGCACCAGCGCUUGCAAAGUCCGACUCUUGAGGAAAGAAGUUGUAGAAAUAAAGGAUUUGGUGGAAGAACGAGUCGAGGAAACUUCUUCCAUUGCAGAACGUGAUGAACUAGUUACAGCCUUGAAAGAUGAGGUGCGACGGCUCAAGGGUAAUAAUGACUCCUUUAGACAGCAAAUUAGGCACUUGAAGAGGGAAACAUGCGAUGCAAAUGUGGGGACCCCCAUCCCUGAAUUAAAGACCGAACAAAGUAAAAACCGAAAAAUAAAAAUACUAAAAAAUAAAGCAGUGAAAGCACUUGCAUUUGUAGAAUUGCUUGGCUUAGAGCUUGAUUUUCUCCAAGUAACUGACUCUGUCAAUGAGAAAAACUACAAUCUGGACUUGUCAACAGCAUGUCAAGGUGGAUCCAAAACAACAGGCCAGAAUGCCCUAUACCUGUCACUUAAUGAAAAUGACAAAGCCACUGUAGAAAGUGUUCUAUUUUUGAUGGACAAAUUUGGUGUUGGGGAUGAUUUUAUCCAAAAGGUGUCAAGCAUAGUCGAUGGCUUCCCAAGAGGCUAUAUCAUAAAACAGUGUCACGCAGAGCUCAAUAAACAGUUCAACAUCAGGCCCACUCCAGGACAAGUUCCAGGAGCCCAGUUCUCUUUCAAGGAGAGACUGGUAGAGCAAAUCAAGAGUCUGAGAGCAAGUGGUAUGGUUACAGACCAUGUCAGGAUAAAGCUCAGUGGUGACGGGGCCAGAAUGAGCCGCUCCUCAAAUUUCAUCCUUUUAAGCUUUGCAAUACUGAAUGCACCUGAUGAUCUGCUUUCCUCGAAAGGUUGUGUACCUCAUUUAUAUGCUAUAUCUCUGGCUAUACAUGGAACAAGGCUAUACAUUCCAAUGUUUCUCAUACCAUCUUACAAUUACAUUUUAGGUACACACACAGUGGCAGUUAUCAAUGGGCCAGAGAAGCAUGACACAAUAGCAGAGAGCUUGAAAGAUGUUCUUGAAGAAAUUGAUGCAGUGCAAGAUCAUGGCUAUGUAGAACUUGAUGGCAAGAAGAUAAAUGUAGAGUUCUCUCUGGGCGGAGACUAUAAGGUAACAUUCGUCUACAGGUUCUUAGCAGAAUGUAACAUUUUAAAAAGAAAAACAUCUAGUAAUUUGCUUCUUUUUUUUCAGUUCCUCUUACAAACAAUGGGUUUGAGUGCUGCAAACUCAGAAUAUGCUUGUCUUUGGUGCAAAGUUCACAAGAAAGACAGAGGUGAUGUGAGCAAGGAUGAUGAGUAUUAUGAGAAGGACCCUCUACGCAGGACCCUACAGGAUAUCAUCGAGUGUGAAAAAAGAAAAGGGAGAGAAUUACUGCUGUGUAAAUAAACCCCUAUUCAACAUCGAACCUGACCACAUACUAAUAGAUGAGCUCCUCUUAAUGCUGAGGGUGACAGAUAUCCUGAUAGAUAAUGCAAUAGAAGAUGCAAUGCAGUGGGAUGAAAAGGAAAAGAUCAGUAAAAGAUCAAACAGGAAGCACAAGCCAUCUGAGCCAAUUAGUACAAACUAUACGGUUGUGUGGGGUAUCGUUUCAAGUGUGGGAGAAGCUUAAUGCAGAUGGUAGUGGAAGUGGUACGUAUGACUUCACAAGUUUGAUUGGUAGCGAUAGAAAGAAGCUUCUGAAAGAGCUCCCAGAGAAGCUCAUUGGUGUCCUACAGCCAUCUACAGCUGCUAGGGUAGCAGAAAUCUGGAAGGCUAAAGAAUGGAUAACCAAAUUUGGUAGCCUUGGUGAUGUGAGGCUUGGCUAAAAAAAAGAGCGAGUGACAUGCUACAUGCAUGUUGCAGCCUAUCAUGUUCCAGCCAUGAUAAGGCGCUAUCAAAACCUGAAGCAGUUUAGUGGUCAAGGUCCAAGGUAUGGUGGUCGGACAUAGACCGGGAUGCAGAGAGUAAAUUUCUCCACCCAUAAAGCCUACACAGAUGCUGAGGGACCAUGGCAAGACCUAGCUCUUGAUUUACUUUAGUUUUUGAUUACUACAGUAGAUGGAUGAAGGUUGACCUUGCAUAUUCUACUAACUCUGAGAAGAUCAUAAAUAUCCGGAUAGUCAGUUUGCCAGGUAUGGAGUACCUAAGACCCUAGCACAGAUAAUGGAUCCAAUCUAGUGUCCGCAGAAAUAGAACAGUACUUCACUGAAAUUGAAGUCAACCACACACUAACAACACCACUGUGGCCAAGAGCAAACGGGGAAGUCGAAAGACAAAAUUGCUCACUACGGAAGGCGAUGAGGGCUGCACACGCUGAAAAGAGGAACUGGAGGACUGAGCUGAACAAGUACCUGCUAGCAUACAGCUCAAAAACACACAUGACAACUGGUAAGAGCCCAGCAAAACUACUCUAUGGCAUGAAUCUUAAUACAAAGUUACCUGAUAUUGGAGAGACGGGUGAAGUGGAGCAACACCCUGCAAGUAAGAUAUCGUGACGUAGGGAGGAACGAAGCAGAUGCAGACUAUUCAGAUAAGAGACACCAGUCAGCAGAGAGAGAAUUAGAGACUGGGGACCUAGUGCUGUUGGAGAAAAAAAUGGAGAACAAGUGAUCACCUUCGUAUGAUCAGGUACACAUAGAAUCUCUUCAUGACGUAAAAUACAAACGAAACAUUCAACAUCUGAAACGAUUCAACCAAGAUAAUUCAGAUCAGGAACAAGCUUUUGAAACUUCAGGAAAAGAACCAGGAAAAGAACAGGUCCCAAUGGCAAUCCCACCUAAACACAGAGAGUUUAGGCACAAGUCAAAGCACAAGUUGUAAGUCAGAAGCUACAGCACCCAGAAGAUCUGGUAGAGCUACACAACCCCCGGAAAGUAUCAAGGGCUUUGUUGUAAUCAAUUUAGCGAGUUGUGCGGACGUGCAUGCUUGGACGGAUAGAACUUGUAAAACAUCUUCACCACCACCCUCACCACCAUCUACACCACCAUCCAAAAAAAAAAAGACGAUCUACACCACCAUCUACACCGUCAUCUACAACACAUCUUCACCACCAUAUCUAUCACCAUCUACAACGAAAGGAUUCUCAACGCAUUCUACUACAGCACCAUGGACAACUCGACAGAAAACAGGAUCUACAACACAACCGACCACUCAGCCAACGAGAACACCGACGAACCACGCAGUCCGAAAAACCUCUAUCGGACGACUGCUGGAUGCCGAUGUUCCUGCCAAUUAUGUCGCCCAUCUUAGUGGUCACAAGAAUCUGAAAAGCCUAGAUUCUUAUAAAUCGGCUUCGCUCGUCCACUUAGAAAAGAAUAAAAGAAUAUCUCAUGUGCUGAGCCGCUCGUCAAAAGAAGAUCGAAGUAAAUCCGUCACUACAUUGUCUGCCAGUGGAGAUAUGGCUCACAGUAUUUAUCAUUAGCAGCACAAGUCUAAUAAUGAGCUGUCAGCAACGGGUAUUUUUUCGGGUGCAUUCAUCGGGAAAUUUGAAAGUUUUUCUUUCAAUUUUUCUCAUUUCAGAGGCCCCUCGCACAUGACUGAAGAACGACCACCGAAAAAGCGUCGAAGAAUCAUCUUAAGCGACUCCAAUUCUAUCCAAUUGCAAUAUCCUUGACAUUCUGCUUUCUGUGUAAAGCCUGCUUGAGGCCACAAAGUGUUUAAAACACUAUUUAUGACUCUUUUGUCAGAUUGGAAAGCAGAACAUCGAAUCGUGGCUUUUAUAACCGAAAUGUGCUUGUAACGAUGACGUCAAUAGAUCUUUGUUUAUUUUUUGAUUGACAGGAAAGCCAAUCAAGUGUAAAAAGGUUUUAUUGAUUUUUAGAGGUCCACUGACUAUAUUUUUCAGCUUUUCAAAAUUCUUCGUGUAAAAUAGUUGUGUAUUUAGUUCAAAGUAAAAUGAAAACUAUUUUACCG